AUGCCCGCGACCGAGGUCGGCGAUCGGCUUAUUGAUGAAAUUGAGCUAGCUUUCAGAGAGGAAAGUGAGCUACCUCAGUGGGCCGUCUACCUCCGUGGAAUUGACCCCCAGCACCUUAUUGACUGCGUCCACGCACCCGACGCCGAUUCAUCCGAUCUAACUGAAAUAGCGGCAAGUGCUAUAUGGGAUGCAAUGGCUGCCGUCGCGAGAAUUAGCCAGUUAGUUUGCAUGAAAACUAGCCAUACAAUUCGCACUGAGGCCGUACGGACGGAGCGCGACCGACUACCGCACCAGCCGCUGCAAGCUUACAUGGAUGCCGAUAACAUUGAGAGACACACUAUCCCGUGGCAGCAAAUUUUGAUGUUUUUCACUCGCACGCAGGCUGCGCAUGAAUGGGCUAGUCCAAAUUACAAAUUUACUAGGCGCCAGCGCGCUGCGUGGAACUCGCUUUGGAAACUGGCCCAGCCGGGCGCAUCACCUAGGUCAGCUAUGGCUAGUUCAGCCACGGCUAGGUUAGCUACGGCUAGUUCAGCCACGGCUAGUUCAGCCACGGCUAGUUCAGACGAUAAUAGCGAGCAUUUAGAGAGUGAGUAUUCAGAGAGUGAUACCGAGAAUCAGCCCACGCAGCGAAUUGCUAGCGAAUCACUAGCGAAUCAGCACAAUAGCACCGAAUCCCCGUUUUACCUCGCACCUAUUGAUUCAGCGUGUCUCAAUUUUUGCAUUGAGCUAUUAAACCAUCGAAUUAAGGUUGAGGACUAUGAGAGCGCGCUAGUUUGUGCCACGGCAGUGCUCGGCCGUGGAGAGGUAGGCUGGCGUACUGCUGAGAGCUAUCCACCUAUUUUAUCGAAGCUGAUCAAGAUCGCACGCUUUAUGGUAGUCCACAAGGCUUUGAAAUUGGAUUCUACGGCGGAGGCAAUGCUAUAUCAGCUAGCGGAGCAUCAAAUGGCAGGUGAUUGGGAUACCGAGAGUCCGCUAGAUUCACCUCAAUUUCAGACAUCAGAGGAUCCAUUUUACAAUUUUGAAACUGGCCUAGUUCAGCCACCCACGGCUAGCCAGUCAUCUCAAUUUAUUGAAUUCACCCAGGCUCAACGGCAGACCCAGCGAUCAUUCAGAGAGUGGGUGGCUGAGAUGGUAAGCCAAUUCAUGGUCCGUGGAACAAAUAGCCCAAUUCAAUGGUUAUUAGAUCUACGGACUUAUGGGUUGAAGAUCCAUUAUAAUAGCACCACGACGGGCCACGUCGGAUGGAUGAACCAGGACCAGCUACUUUACCAGCAAUUCAAUUUCACAAUGGGUGACUUCCGUGGGUUCAUCCACGGGCUUAUUAGCUCGGCACGUCAGAUUCUCCACAAUGAGCUACUAUUUAGCGAAAAUGGGUCAGUUCCAGCUAUUCUAUGGCAGGCAAUUUACGACGAUCCCACGGAGACAGCCCACGGGUAG
Molecule: messenger RNA, 1437 nt
Organism: Penicillium arizonense
Lineage: Eukaryota; Fungi; Ascomycota; Eurotiomycetes; Eurotiales; Aspergillaceae
Exons: 2
Coding region: 1-1437 (478 amino acids)
Source: RefSeq, a predicted model, not a curated record